AUCAAGAAGACCAUGUGCCCGACUUCCUAUUAUCUUUCGUCGAGGGGAAAGAGAGAGUCAUACGGAAGAGCCAAGAGAAGGGAAGCCUGCAGGGAUGAAGCUCCUGCUCGUUCUCUUCUCUUCCCUCUUCCUAAACGCCUACUUCUACUUCUGCCUCUUCCUCCACCACCACCACCACCACCAGCGGCCGCCGUCUCUCGGGUGGACCGGUUCGGCAGCCACGGAGGCCGAGGCGGUCGCCGCCAUCAACUGCUCCGGCCACGGCCGCGCCUUCCUGGAUGGCGUACUGGCCGGCGGCGGACUCCCCGUCUGCGAAUGCAACAAGUGCUACUACGGCAGCGACUGCUCCCAGCUGCUGCACGACUGCCCUGCCGACGUCGACAGCGGGGAUCCGAUGUUCUUGGAAGCAUACUGGCAGCAGCAAGCUGCGAGCAGCGCGGUGGUGAUCUCAGGGUGGCAUCGCAUGAGUUACUCCACCGACGGCAAAGACUACAUCUCCAUCGAGCUCGAGAAGCACAUCCGCAUCCUCCAUAAGGUGGUGGGCAACGCCGUCACCGACGGCAAGUUCAUCGUCUUCGGAUCGGGAUCGGCCCAGCUCAUCAACGCUCUGGUCUACGCGCUCUCUCCGAGCAACGCCUCCUCCUCCCCCGCCAGCGUCGUCGCUUCGGUUCCCUACUACCCGUUCUACAAGAAGCAGACCAACCUGUUCGAAACGAGAGCGUAUGGAUGGAGAGGGACGACGUCUAGCUGGGCGAACGCAUCGGUCUCGUCGGCGACGAACUUUAUCGAAUUCGUCACUUCGCCAAACAAUCCCGAUGGGCUGUUCAAGCAGCCAGUUCUCGGGAGCUCAGCCGUCAUCUUCGAUUACGCCUACUACUGGCCUCAUUACUCGCCAAUUCUGGACCCGGCAGAUGAAGACGUGAUGCUCUUCACCAACUCCAAGAUCUCCGGCCAUGCCGGAAGUAGGUUUGGGUGGGCGGUGAUCAAGGACGAGGGAGUCUUCGAGAGGACCGCAAAUUACUUGUCGUUGAACACCAUGGGCGUCUCUCGCGACACCCACCUGAGAGUCCUGAAGCUGAUCAAGGUCAUGAUAGCGGAGAAGGGAGGAAAAGGUGACAUCUUCGAGUUCGGUUACAGGACGCUGAAGGCGAGGUGGAGCAAGCUGAAUGAGCUCGUCUCCUCCUCGAGCCGCUUCUCGCUUCAGCAACACUCUGCUCGCUACUGCAACUACUUCAGAACGAUCCGAGACCCUUCUCCAGCUUAUGCUUGGUUGAAGUGCGAGUGGAAGGAAGAGGACGACUGCCAUGAAGCGCUCAGGAAGGGGAGCAUCAUCUCACGCUCCGGCGCACUGUUCGAAGCAGAUAGCCGCUACACGCGCCUCAGCCUCAUCAAGACGCAAGACGACUUCGAUCUGCUCCUGAAACGGAUGCAGCCUCUCGUCUCCCACGAGGAGAUGGCCUCCUCGUGAGCCAUCGUUUGAUUUCUAGGUGGCAUCAUUGACGACGUGUUGACAACACAAGAUCGUGAUGCGUGCAAGAAUAAUUCUCCGAACAUGUGAAUAAAGACUCGGUAAUUGCACGAGCUCAUUCUCGUGUGUGUAUCGGUCCUUUGUUUUUGUUGUUCAAGAAAGACUUAUUAAGUUUUAUUGACGUGAAUUAUAUUUA
This is a messenger RNA of Musa acuminata AAA Group (dessert banana), 1664 nucleotides long. Its product is annotated as tryptophan aminotransferase-related protein 4. Gene Ontology annotation, biological process: amino acid metabolic process. Lineage: Eukaryota; Viridiplantae; Streptophyta; Magnoliopsida; Zingiberales; Musaceae. Gene Ontology annotation, molecular function: transaminase activity; carbon-sulfur lyase activity. The transcript is spliced from 5 exons. The record is from RefSeq and is a predicted model, not a curated record. The coding region runs from base 95 to 1468 and encodes 457 amino acids.